AGCCCGACCCAUCGGCGCAUGCGCAGAUUUGCAACCCUGCCUCCUGUCCCGAUGCCGGGUGUUCGGGCGGGCGGGUCGCGCCUCCCGCACGGCUGGCCGCGGUUGAUGGGCGGGGUUGCCCCCUCAUUUCCACCAGCGGCCCCGCUCCAGACGGGGAGGUGAGCCCGUUGUCCAAAACCUCCUGCGGGGCCCUUGGUUCCUCCGCUCGGCUCUCGGGGCAGAGCCCGGCAAGGACGGAUCCGCCGAGGCGCUUUGCACGUGCUCAGAGGCGCCCUCGCCCGCUGCGAUGGGGAUCGUCAAGUUGGCCGAGCUGAUCAAAGAGGAGGCUCCGGACGCCGUGCGCCCCGUCACCCUCCAGGAGUACCGCGACCGGGUGGUCGCUCUGGACGCCUCCGUGGCCGUUUAUCAGUUCCGCACAGCGAUGCCCCAGAUGAUCAACCGCCACGGGCAAAACAUCAGUUCCUUGCAGGGACUCUUCUUCCGGACGCUGCACCUGUUGGAAAACGGCCUGAAGCCGCUCUUCGUCUUCGAAGGGAAGCCCCCCGAGCUGAAGCAGCCGGUGCUAGCCAAACGGGCCUCCCUCUCUGGAGCCAGGAAGGGCACUGCAGAGUCUGAUGUCCCAGCGUGGCCCCCAAGACGAGACUCCGAGACGCUCUUGACCCUCCUGGGAGUUCCUUACAUCCAGGCUGCUGCAGAGGCAGAAGCCACCUGUGCUGCCCUGGUGAAAUCUGGGCACGCCUGGUGUGCAGCCACGGAAGACAUGGACGCCCUGCCCUUUGGGGCCGUGCGCCUCCUGCGGCAUCUUGGCGUGAGGAAGAGGCACCUGGAAGAGAUCUCCUUGCCCACCGUCCUGCAAAAGCUGAGGAUGACACAGGAGCAGUUUGUGGAUCUCUGCAUUCUUCUGGGCUGCGACUAUGGCCACAAAAUCCGAGGAUUGGGCCCCAAGAAGGCGCUGAAGCUGCUGCAGCUGCACGGAAGCAUCGAGGAAGUCCUGAGGAACACCAGCCGCAAGAGCCAUCCCGUGCCGGACGGCUGGCGCCUGGAGGAGACGCGGCGGCUCUUUCUUCAGCCGGAAGUGGCGGAUCCGAGCCAGGCGUUGCUGGAGUGGAAGGAGCUGGACGAGGAGGGCUUGGUGAACUUCCUGGCGCACCAGAAGUGCAUGAAAGAGAGCCGGGUUCGGGGGCGCCUGGAGAAGUGGCGGGCUGCCCGCCAGAAGCUCAGGGAGGCCCGGGAGGCCGUCACCAAGGCCAAGGGCAGACCAAAGAAGGCAGCCAAGACCAUGAAGGAUUUCUUCCCGGUCCAGAAACGUCCAAACAAGGUGCCCACCUGUCCACCUGCCCGGAAGAAGCAAAAGUUGUCUGAAACAGCCCCAGGGAUUUGAAAGCGCCAUUAUUCCCUUGCGGGGCCCUCGGUGCUGUCUGAGCUUGGUAGUUUUCCUGUUAGACGUUUCAUGACCGAACUAGGUAACGCCAUCGGUUCCCUUUGCCUUGCGUCGGAUGCCUCAUCAGGUUCCAGGAGCAUUCUCUGGAGAUUUGGGUGGGUCAUUUUUGUAACCUGCAGUAUGACAAAGCCAACGUAGAUUUUAAAAAUGGUUAUGAGAGAUGGGGCUAUUUUUAAGAGUGUAGAAUAAAUAGAAAUAAAGGUUCUUGCCCCAAAACACCUUUUAUGCCUUUUAAUUCGAGAAGUAUUGUGUGGACGAGAGAAAUGAUAAGUAAACAUAUAUUGGCUAAUUUAUCCUGAGGUACUUGAAUUUUCUCAAGUGGGUUGUAAAAUAAAAUGUAGGGAAGGUUUAACUCUAGAAGGAUAUUCUUGUCAGUACUUUUUUUUUUAAUGUCAAAUUGUUAGAAAAACUUAAGGUGGAUAACAUAUUUUAGGGUUUUGAGCAACAUACGUUGGAAGCAAAAUUAUGUACUAAUGAUGAGUAUGUUAUUUUUAAAAUGUAUAAACUUCUAUUAAAACUUGAAACAGAAGAACGAAUGAAAGAAUGCAUGAUAAAAUGCACUAAAAACUUGGUUACAAUAUACAAAGGGAACAAUGGGAAAAUACGUGGUUGAAAGGAUUAAAAUGUACAUUAUGUCCUAACCGUAAAAAUAUUUUUUAUAAAAGGAUGCAUUGUUGAUAUUUGUUACCACAGAAAUUCUCUAGAAUGUGUAAGGUGGUCCUGCACUUAUGAACACAACUGAGCUUUGAUUAUUAAAAAAAUAAUAAUAGAAAAUAGAAAAAAGUGGAGCUUUUUUAUAAUCAUUUGGUGAAAAAUCUUUUUGUAAUUGUACUUAAAUGCCACUGGAAGCUCUUCUUUGUAUUUGUUUAAAUUAUUAUUAUUCUUUCUGUUUGCACAUUGAGAUUAUUUCUUCCUUUCCACUUUGCAUUACUUGGUGUUUGUUUUUUAUGUUCUCUGUAAGCAUU
Molecule: messenger RNA, 2406 nt
Organism: Pseudonaja textilis
Lineage: Eukaryota; Metazoa; Chordata; Lepidosauria; Squamata; Elapidae
Source: RefSeq, a predicted model, not a curated record